UGGGCGUGCCGCUGCGAGUCAAGUGUCCUCAGUCAUCCAUCGUCUCACAAUUCGGUCACUCUGAUCCGAACGACCCGCAGGCUCUUGUUCGUUAAUACUGUAAAUGGAUUUGGACGUAAACAUGCUGUUUUUGACGUUACUGAUGUGUUACAAUUCGUAUGUUUUUGGACUGUUUGAGGAUAUUAAUAUUGAGGAGGAUCUUUCUCCCGACUUUGAUUUGGAUAUUUCUCCCCGUAGAGUGCCUCGCCAGGUGAAAUCCAUGCGUACUAAGGAGACCAAACCGCAUAUCCAGGAGCUGUCGGUGAAGACCACCAUUAUCUCCCGAUACGCCUUCACGGCGGUGUCGUGCACCAUGCUCAACCGGCACUCCGCCGCCGCCGAGGGCGUCUUCCAGUUCCUGAUUCCCAAGAACGCCUAUGUCUCGAACUUUACCAUGAUCAUUGGGGGGCGUGUCUACCCCAGUGAGAUCAGGCCCAAGGAGAAGAAYYUCAAACAGGGGAAGGGGGGUGAGGCCAAACCCAAGAACAAGGAGAAAGGUGGACAGAGUAGCGAACCAGAGGUGGAGGUGUUCAGGAUGGGGGCCAGUAUCCCAGGUCGUAACCGGGCCAUGUUCAUGCUGACCUAUGAGGAGCUGCUCCAGCGGAGGCUGGGGAGGUAUGAGCAUGUGACCAGCCUGAGACCCCUGCAGCUGGUCAGCCGUCUCAGUGUGGACGUCACCAUUGUGGAUCACUCCACCAUCACCCACCUGGAGGUGCUGCCACUGCGCAACGGCAAGAGCAACACGGCAGUAGCCAGUGGUCCCAAUGCAGCGAAGACACCUGCCAAGCCUGCUCUUCCCAUUUCCACGGUGAUCAAACAAAAUAAGACGUUCUGUAGGAUCACCUUCAGCCCCAACAUCGUUCAGCAGGCUAAGAUCACCACCAGCGGCAUGCUGGGAGAGUUUGUGGUGCACUAUGACGUGGAGAGAGAGCUGGGGAUAGGAGACAUACAGGUUCUGAACGGCCAUUUUGUGCACUACUUCGCCCCKAAGGAUCUGCCGGUGGUYCCCAAGAACGUGGUGUUCGUGAUCGACACCAGCGCCUCUAUGCUGGGGACCAAGAUCAGACAGACUAAGGAUGCCCUGUUCACUAUCCUGAGGGACCUGCGUCCAGGCGACCGGUUUAACUUUGUCAGCUUCUCCAACCGUAUCAAGGUGUGGCAGCCCAACCGCCUGGUCCCCGUCACGCCUCUCAACGUCCGAGACGCCAAGAAGUUCAUCUACAUGCUCCAACCCACUGGAGGCACGGACAUCAACGGUGGCAUACAGACGGGCUCCUCAUUGCUAAGUGGCUACCUGAACGCCGAUCCYGACGCCAACCACAACAGUGUGUCUCUCAUCAUCUUCCUGACAGACGGGCGGCCCACGGUGGGGUUUUAUGAUGAGAUAGGCACUCCACUGCUCUCUGAUAUCAGGGUGAAUUACACAGAGGACUCGGUCCAGUACGUCACCCAGCACCUCUUCACCAACUAUUUCAACGGCUCAGAGAUUGUAAUCGCCGGCAAAUUGACCAAUCAAAGUGCAGACUCCCUGCACGUCCAGGUCACCGCCAGCAACAGCGACAAGAGCAUCGUCCUGGAGACAGACUUGGCGUUACGGCAAAGGGAGGUGGAGACGGAGAGGCAUGUGAAGGAGGCGGCGGCCGGGGUGGGGUCAGGAGUCACAGGGGCGGGCACGACAGGGUCAGUGGCGGAUGAUUUCGUGGAGCGCGUAUGGGGUUUCCUGAGUGUGAAGGAGGGGCUGAGGUCCAGGCUGAKGAGCCAGACCAGCAGGGAGAGAGAGGGACAUACCCAGCAGGCYACUGACCUCUCCCUGACKUARCACUUCCUCACGCCCCUCACCUCCCUGGUGGUGGAAAAACCUCAGGUGCUGGCCGACGGAACCAUGGCCGAGGACACACCCACCCCCACCCCUGUAACCACAGAGACAAAUAAGAAGACUGGCUUCAGCAAUGAGUCGUCGGAUGAGACGGAAGGGGAGAAGACACGGCCCAGAGCCUGUCCCUGUUUGUCUGUAGGUAAAGUUGUGAAGAGGCCAGUCCAAAAAUCUAUAACCAUCUCCAAAACAUCAGCGGACGGCGAUCCCCACUUUGUGGUGGAGUUCCCCCUCAGUAAACUGACUGUGUGUUUCAACAUCAACGGAGAGCCAGGACACAUUCUCAGAAUGGUAUCUGACCACAAGCACUCUGGUGUGACAGUAAACGGUAAGCUGAUAGGCGCCCCGGCGCCAGCGGGCAGCCACAAACAGCAGAGGACAUACUUCAGCACUAUUACCAUCGUGGUGAACCAACCCAAACGUUCCUACAUCGAGGUCACCCCCAAGAAGGUCAUCCUGGACGGACAGGACCGCUUGGUCCUGUCCUGCGACACCACAGUCUCCGUGGAGAGUGGCGGGCUUGCGGUGACGAUAGUGGGGAAGUCCAACGUGACCGUAACCAUUGGAGGAACCAUUAGUUUCGUCAUACUGGUGCAUCAGUACAAGAACCCUGCUCCCUAUCAGAGAAACCACCUGGGAUUUUAUAUCUCCAACAGCAAAGGGCUGUCACAUGACUGUCAUGGACUACUGGGUCAGUUCCUGUAUGAGGAAGUGGGACUCGCAGAGCUUUCUGGCAAUGCUACAGCAACAGGAGACCACAGCACGUCUUCACGGUCACCCAUCCUGAAGGUCAAAGGGCGUUCAGUGCCGGUGGUCCAGAAGACCCGGCGUAUCUACAGCGGACGUCAGAGCGUGGACUGCUGGUUCGCCAGGAACAACGCAGCCAAGCUGAUCGACGGACAGUAUGAGGACUAUGUGGUGUCACACCUGUUCGACACGGGCGAUUGGCCCCACGGAAGUAACGGAGCCUGAGACAGGAGCCAAUAAGGAGCCAGCAAUGUACAUGUCCCGCCCACACUGGAACAAUAACCCAGGUACAGCUAUAGUAGCCAACAGGCUCUUUUCAUACCCUCUGACACUAAACUUCUAAAUCAGCUUUCUUUUUGCCCCACAUACUCACACUCCAAACACUACUCUACUACCCAUAGAGUUAGAUAGAGGACUCAUCUUUGUAACUGUGCCAUAUAGCGUCUGUGACAUCAUGGGCAGUGUCAUUGAGGUUAUCUCCAUUUUAAAGUAGUCAAUUUUCUUCUUCACAAUUGGCUGAUCCCUCCUGCUGACCUAGUAAGACAUGACUCCAACUGGGUCACCAGGAGAGAUCAGCCAAUGAAGUUGGAAGUCCCACCCAGUUGACUACAUUAAAAUGGUUGAAGCCCUCAAUAGCACAGCCCAUGCUAAUACGGCCUUUUGGCCACUAGAGGCCUCUAUCAUUCUCUAUGCUACUACCCCAGCCACCCAUCCCCCUCCAACCAUGUCUUUCAACCCACUUCGUGUUGCCUACUUCCUGUUGUCCUUCAGUUUUUUCCUCAGGUGCACCUGCUCUGAAUAACCAACCAUCAAUAUUCUUCAAUAUAUUUUUUUACUAUUUUUAAUAUAAAUGUAAUAAGGACAUUGCUUGACUUGCAUCAUUUUAUACUGAUAUUUUGUACUUGUAAAUAUAACCUUUAUUGAACCGGAUGAACUUUUUGUGUGUAAAGGAAGUAAAACAUAAAAACAAGA
This is a messenger RNA of Salvelinus sp. IW2-2015, 3631 nucleotides long. The record is from RefSeq and is a predicted model, not a curated record. Lineage: Eukaryota; Metazoa; Chordata; Actinopteri; Salmoniformes; Salmonidae.